Molecule: messenger RNA, 4657 nt
Organism: Acanthopagrus latus (yellowfin seabream)
Lineage: Eukaryota; Metazoa; Chordata; Actinopteri; Spariformes; Sparidae
Gene: mllt3
Product: MLLT3 super elongation complex subunit
Exons: 14
Coding region: 128-1927 (599 amino acids)
Biological process (GO): regulation of DNA-templated transcription
Cellular component (GO): super elongation complex
Source: RefSeq, a predicted model, not a curated record
UUGAAAGUCUUGAGUCUGACUACAGUCCGGGAGAGACCAUGUCCGCCGUCAUAGGCACACAGUACCCACCUCUACUCUCAUUUAAAACUAAUUCUCCAUGAAAUAACAGUAACGCGGGGCCUCAAGGAUGGCCAACUCGGGUGCUGUUCAGGUGAAACUAGAACUUGGUCAUCGUGCCCAGGUCAGAAAGAAACCUACUGUGGAAGGCUUCACCCAUGACUGGAUGGUGUUUGUCCGAGGACCGGAGCACAGCAACAUUCAGCACUUUGUGGAGAAAGUAGUCUUUCACCUGCACGAAAGCUUCCCUAAACCAAAAAGAGUGUGCAAGGAUCCUCCAUACAAAGUGGAGGAGUCUGGAUACGCAGGCUUCAUCUUGCCUAUUGAAGUUUACUUCAAAAAUAAGGAAGAACCGAAGAAGGUUCGCUUUGAUUACGACCUGUUCCUCCACCUGGAGGGCCACCCGCCUGUCAAUCAUCUCCGCUGUGAGAAGCUCACCUUCAACAACCCAACAGAAGAGUUCCGUAGGAAGCUAUUGAAAGCCGGAGGGCAACGGGAUCCUCACAAACGAAGUACAGAAGACUCAAAAGUGAUGGUAAUGCAGGAGGGCUCCACCUCCCUGUUCGGCCAGCACCUGAAGCUGCCUACACUUACCAAUAGCUCGCUGACGUCCACCUUCUCCGAGCCAAAGAAGGGCAAAAGCUUCCAGGGGUCAAAGGAUGGCUCCAAAGGAAGCGGUACAACCCUUCUCACCACCGCUACAACCACCAGCACUAACAGCAGCAGCUUCUCCAAACUUCACAAACCCUCCAAGGAUCACAAAGACAAGCUUCCGAAAGACUUGAAAGAGCCCAAAAGUGCCUUCAGAGACUCUGGCUGGGAAUCCAGCAAAGCCCCCAAAGAACCUUCCAGGAAACCCAAAGAGAACCAGCCCCUUCGAGAUAUCAAUCCUAAAAUGGGCUUCAAGGAACCCAAGUCUUUGUCUAAGGAGCAUCGGACUGAGUUAAUGAACCACGGAUCAGGGCUAAACAAGCGUCUCUCCACCCCUGAAGGUGAUGAUCACCUCACCAAAAAGCGUAAAAAGGGAUUGUUGGAUUCAUUAGGGAAGCAGACGUCUGGAUUAGACGCUCAACAUUUGGAUAAGAAACUCUUGAAGGAUAGAUCGCAGAUGCGAUCAAGUAAAUUGCGACCAGAAAGUGAGGAGGCAGAGCGCAGGAAGGUGUCUACACUUCCACCAUUCCAGGAUCUGGUGGACCCCAAUGACUCUGAUAUGGAGGACCAGUCAACCAAAUCAGAUUCUGAGCAACCCAGUCCAGCCAGUUCCAGCUCCAGUUCAGGCUUUGCUCCCACACACCACAAACGACAAGUGGUGGACUUCAUCAUCAGGAAAAGGGUGGCUCUUCCUGCCACCACCCACACAGUGCUGGGCCCGUUGCAGUCAGUCAUGCAGGAUUUGCACUCAGACGACAAUGAUGACGAUUCAGAGGACGACGACGACAAUGACAUGGACUCCGACGUGGAGCGACCACCACACACACAUCUCACACACCAUCAACGCAGGGUCAGUUUAAGUAAUGGCAGUGAAAGUGACAGCUCCUCACCCUCACCCCCAUCCCGCAAUGAAGCCCCACCCUUAUUAAAGACUACUAAUAACCAGAUACUGGAAGUGAAGAGUCCCACCAAGCAGAGCAAGCAGGACAAGAACAAAAGCCUAGACUGUGACAAGGCUUACCUGGACGAGCUGGUGGAACUGCACAAAAGACUGAUGACACUAAGAGAAGGUCAUAUACUGCAGCAGAUUGUGAACCUCAUUGAAGAGACUGGACACUUCCACAUCACAAACACUACUUUUGACUUCGACCUUUGCUCCUUGGACAGAAGUACAGUGAGAAAACUUCAGAGUUACCUGGAAACCUCUGGACUGUCUUGAGGCUCUGAGCAGCUGGCUGCUGGAUCUCUGUCUCCACACAGACCUUUUUGAUUUUUCUUGGAAUAAAACUCCAACUUUGGAUGCAAUGCGAAAGCCCCGCUGUGGCUGGGUCCAGUUGCUGCGUGUCCGGCCUGCUGGUUGGACUGGGCUCUCUGAAUGAAGAGGCGGUCCUGCUACAGAAGCCAGGUGUGGUGGGGAUGAGCCCUGUCGAUCAGGAGAUCACCCUGAAAGCCUUGAAAACUUGAUUUAUUGGAAAAAGAAAAGAAGGAAAAAAAAAAAAAAGUGGGGAUUGGCGACCUUGUUGCUCUUAAUGAAUGUGCAUAUUGUUACCAUGUAUGUUUCUUGAUUUGUUGUUCAUUGUGACAAAUGCAUGGUCAACAUUGCCUUACAACAUUGUAAGUCUUAUUUAUUGAAUUUAAUUUGCAGGUGUGUGUGCGUGUGUGUGUGUGUGCGUGUGUGUGUGUAUGAAAUGGCAAAAAAAACAACAACAAAAAAAAAAAAAACAGCAGAAUGAGACUUUGUUGAAGCACUUCACAACAGGCAUAUCUUUGAAUCUGCGUGACAGUUGAUCAUUACUACAACACUCAAUAUGUCACUGACUUGAACUGAAGAUGAAUGUCAUACUGAAUCAUUUCAAUGGGAACAAAACGCUGCCACAGCACGUAUGAAGGGGACAUGGAAGGAUUCAGAUUACGGUCCAUAACACAACACAUAACGUGUGCGACACUGUUGGAAAUAUUUUGUUUUAUGAAUCAUAUCUUGCAUUGUGCAAAAAACUACUUUCAGCAGCCUUGCAGAAACUCUCAAUCGUGCAAGGUCAGUUUCUUUUUCUUUUUUUUUUUUUUUUAUUACUUUAGAAUCCAGUGGAUGCCUUCCCAGUAGAUGAAGGGGAGUGGUUUGGAUGAUGGCAAACAAUGCUGUGAUGAAGCUUGACUCAAUCCAAACUCAGUCUUUUGAAAAAAAUAAUUAGGCUUUUUUUUUUAUUAUUAUUCUGAUUAGUUGAACAGUAGGGUGCUUCGAUCAGGAUCGUUGGGGCUGAUCGCAGACUGCUGGAAGCAGUAUUGUCUGACGCCCAUCACUGAUCAGAGUGUUGUUUCUUAACUUUAUUAUCAUCUAUAGCUAAUAGUUAUUAUUGGCAAAUGAGAAACACCAUUAAAGGUAAUAAAGGAAAGGAAAGACGCGCUGCAUCACAGUCGGCGUGUGGUUCAGUUGGACAUUUGCCAGAUUAUGAUCUGUUCCUCUUCCCUGUCCAGGACGAUAUGGCAUUUUAGCGGCACGAUUGCUCAUCAAUCGGAGCACCCUUACUUUCCAGUCGCUUAUAGACAAGUCUUAGUGCACUGACCCAAGCAAAUACCACAAGAUAAAGGCUGUUUGUGGGUUUCCUUUGUGAGAAAAUGGAACAAGGGUAUAAGGGUAAUGACAAGUUCUCGUUCCCAAAUUUGUCAAAUACAGCAGCUUGGUCGGUGGCCUUAAGCUUUCAAACUGAGACGAUCUAACGCCACCUCUAGUGCUUCGCUCUGUCUGUUCUUGCUCUUCAGAGUGUGAGAGUGGUAACCACCACGUCAGACUUGGAAGUGUAGGACUACUGACCAGGAUGGCAAUAACCGGUGUGGUGCUGUUGGGGAAGCUGUGCCUACAAACCACAGAUGUAUUUUAAGAGCCAGAAUCCAGUUGGAAUCUCAAAGCAUUACAACCCCAAAUGGUAGAUCAGCCUGGGAUAACGGUACACAUUUCAGACAUCGUCAUGGCAUUACACUCAGUUGUAUACCUGCUAUUCGUUCUCACACCGGGCCAAAGACUGCAUCUGAUUUUUGUGCUUAAAACAGCAAUUCUUACUACUAAAUGAGGCCUAAAAUAUUGCUGUUUGUCCAGCUUUCAGAAUCUUUAGGAAUCACAACACUACAUCAUUUCAUACAAGUGCAACAUCAUUUGGCAGUUUUUUUUUUUUCAUUCCCAUGUUUGGACACUGUACAAAGUAAGACACGAGUGGCACUGAUCACUAAGGUGAAUGUUCUCAUGAUAGAACCGAAGAUCAUUUUUUGUUUGUUUGUUUGUUUUUUUAACCAAAUCCAGGAAUAACGUGCUGCAACUUAAAGAGAGCUUUGUUUUGUCUGCUCGGUUUUUUUUUUGUUUUUUUUUUUUGCCACAGGGCCAGUGGACCAUGCCAAAAGCAUAGCUAAUAGUUUAGGACACUACUAAUGUUUGUCUACGGAAUAUGAUUUAAAGGAAGCGCAAUCUCUUUGCCGUCAACGGAAAAGGAUUUGUAGAACAGACCAAGCCCUGUAAAGAGGAAAAGGAGAGCAAACUCCCUUCAUUGAAGUCAGAGACGAGAGAUUUCACAGCUCUUGUGUUCUGCAUUUCUGCAAACGUGUGAAAUGUUUCUGGGUAAAUUUAACACAAAAAAAAAAAAAGUAAAGCCAACGGGAGUUUUGGCUGACAGGUACUGUUACGGGUGUAAGAAAAAAAAAAGAAAAAAAGAUUGUAUUUAUUUUGUGGGAAUUUGAGUUUUUGAAUUCAAAGCUCGGCAUUUGUUUUUUUUCUAAGGAGAGGACCUGUGUUGGAUCUUUUUGCCGGUCUGGCUAACUGAAGUUCGGCCUGGUGUUCAUUGUGUUCCUUUCCAAAUGACCUUAAAGGGUUUUUCUCACCCUCUGUUCUGUCUUAUGGUUUCUUGUGUAUUUUGAGGACAUACAAUAAAUAUUCUGUAUGAUGUACAGAUGAGUUGUUAAUUAA